Messenger RNA from Rhodamnia argentea, 1889 nucleotides. RefSeq lists its product as uncharacterized. Gene Ontology annotation, cellular component: nucleus. The record is from RefSeq and is a predicted model, not a curated record. Bases 205 to 1098 code for a protein of 297 amino acids. Gene Ontology annotation, molecular function: transcription coactivator activity. Gene Ontology annotation, biological process: positive regulation of DNA-templated transcription. The transcript is spliced from 7 exons. Lineage: Eukaryota; Viridiplantae; Streptophyta; Magnoliopsida; Myrtales; Myrtaceae.
AGCAAACAGAGAUUCGCCAAUUAAAGAGGGAGGAGAAAGGAAACAGAACGCCGAACGUAAGAAUUAGCAGCUCAUCGCAGAAAGUUCGCCCGGCUUCUUUUCCCUGGCUCCCGGGGAAAUCUUUCCUUCGGGUUCUCGAGAAAAUCACGCAGCCCCGAGAAAACCCAAAGCUUUGUUUUUUCGGAAAGACGAAGAAAAACAGCGAUGCAGAGUCGGAACCAGGGGAAUUACCGGAACCCGUGUCUGACGAUGCACCAGCCAUGGGCUUCUUUGCUCGUGUACGGGAUCAAGCGCAUCGAGGGCAGGUCUUGGCCUGCCCCAAUUCGAGGCCGCCUUUGGAUCCACGCUGCUGGCAAAGUUCCAGACGAAUCCACAAUCAAAGCCAUGGAGGAGUUCUAUAGGGAGAUUUAUGCAGUUAAUGGGAUUACUGAAAUUAAGUUCCCUGAGCACUAUCCUGUCUCAAGACUACUAGGGUGUGUCGAAGUGGUUGGCUGUGUCCGAGGUGAAGAACUAGCCCGCUGGGAUGGGGUGCCUGAAGGGGUAAGGCUGGAAGCGCUAACAGAUUUUUGCUGGCUCUGUGAACAACCACAGAAAUUAGUCAUUCCAUUUGAGAUGCGAGGGUACCAGAAGAUUUACAACUUGGAAAAGAAGAUAUAUGAAGCUGCAGCCAGAGGACUUAUUAAAGUGGAAAGUCCACUGCCUGUAAAGUUUCCGCUUCCAAAUCCACGUGAUCAUUUUUCGUUGAAGCCAGGUUCCCUGUUACUACAUGCGUCUGAAUCUAAACAAAGUGUACCUGGCAAAUCAUCGAGUCUCAGUGCCGCCAUAGCUGGGGCACGAGCUGCUGCCACUCAGUUUUCAAAGAACCAAAAUCACAGUACAUCUUUAUCACCGAGAACAAGUGCGUUGAAUAUCGACACCUUGCGGAAGGUUGAGACGGCACCAUCUGAUUUGGAAGAAGUUUCAGAUGACAGUAUUCCUAGGGAUAAUGAGAAAGAGUUUAGCGGCUACAAUCAAACUUUAACAAGAGAGCGGAAGCAGCAGGCGGGGCCUUCUUCAAAGCUUCAUCCGGUGAUGGUUCGACGGAUCAUCAUAAGUUGAAUGUGGUGUUGCCAGACCGGGUCACCAGAAGAUCUCCUCCACCACCUCCCAAGGUAAAUGGCCCUGUCCAGUUCAUAAAGCCUCGUACUCCACCAAUCGGCCCACCUCCGCCUCCAUCGCCGUGCAGCUAGUGAUGCCACCCACAUCACAUUCUUGAUUCCUGCUUUCUUUUUCCCCUCAGGCUUUAUGUUCCUGAACGUAUGAAAAUCUUUGAGGGGCCAAAAGCGGAACGAAGAGAAAAAAUGUUAGUGCGAUGUUAACCUUGUAGUUCUGCAAUUUCUUCUGCUUUUUCUCUCAUUCGUCUCAAGAUUUUGAUUUGAGUCAUUUUUAUUAACUGUCUGGACACCUGUGGAUUAUGUUAAAAGCUUCAUACUUCAGAGGACGAAUAGGACUUUUAUCUCAACUAUCCGACUUGCCCAAAUUUUUCUUUUGCUCGCAAAGCUACGCCGAUUUGCCCUUCGGAUAAGGCGCCACCGAGCCGGACACAUGUGGACACCGACGCGAUGCCCGUGAAAUGAACUCUUUCCAAAUUAAAACACCAGUUGGCCUUUUACCCCAAUAUUAAGACAGCAUCAAGAACCAGAGGAUUGAUGAAUUUCCAAAGAUGUUAUUACAUGUCGAAUUUCAUACGUGUGUGUAAAAGAGGCAUACCCACCUCCUGAUGAAUAAAGGGAAAAUACUGAAGUACUACAGGGAUGAUCUGCCAAAUGAGUCUCUCACAUUUAAGACAAGAACAGAGGAAACAUCAAAAGAGGAUCCUCCCUCCCAGUAUCCAAAAUGGGGCAAUUUAU